Molecule: messenger RNA, 7957 nt
Organism: Porites evermanni
Lineage: Eukaryota; Metazoa; Cnidaria; Anthozoa; Scleractinia; Poritidae
Source: the annotation of a GenBank genome assembly
AUGGGAAGUGCUUUGGUGCCGAUUGAAGGCUUAUUUCUUCUGCCAAAUUCCAUACAAGCUCAGAUAAUUGUGAAAGGAAUAUGCAGAAAUGAAACAGCAACAAUAGAGGCUGUAAAGAGAGAAACCAUUGAGACAUGGAUGUGACUGAGAUGAUCUUGUGGAAUUAAGCUUCGUGAAGCAGAAUGUUUUGCAACGACGCGUCAGUAAACUUUUAAAUGAACCUCCCUACGGCCGACAAAAUCAAACAAACAGGCACUACAUGUUUAGAAAAACUAGUGCAAUGAAAACAUCAUAUAAUUUUUGACUAACCUUUGCGAUAAUUCAUUGUGUUGAGAUUGCAUUUUUAUUUAUAUCUUGCAAACAUUUUAGGCUAGAACACGAGCAAAUCAGGCAAAUAUUACUGGACUUGGAUCAAUUGACUUCUGACACGAGUUUCACAUUAGAAAAGGUGUUUUUAAAGCGAGUGAAAUGAGAUUUUCGGGUCGCUAGGCGGCCCUGCUAGUGACAAAAUCGCGAUGAGUCUUCAUGCCGCAAGCCAAAUUUUAAAUAAGACAAAAAACUUCUUCGAAAGUCCAAAAUAAGACUUAAGAAUGUAAACAACAAAUCUCCGUCAGCAGUGCGGUCCGGAAGGAAAUCUUGUUGAGUCAAUAUGACAGUUCUAUUGUCUUUUGAAGAAAAAACACACGUAUGCACAAUUGGGACACUGUCCCUUUUAAGUUUUCUGGACAUCAAUACUUUGUUAGGUGUUCUUGUAUGAGUAUCAUAAGAAUUCAUUUGAAAAUAUCAGAACAAAUGUCCAAAUCAGGAUUUUUUCCCAUCUCGAUCAUAUGUUGGUCGGGAUUCAGGAUUUUCAAAAAAAAAUUGGGAGAAUCGUGACAAAAUCUGGAUGCUUGGACAGUCUGUGAUCUACUGGGGCAUAAUAGACCAGAAAUAUUGUUGUUGAGUGGUAUUGUAAUGAAGUCUGUUGUUAAGAAGAGAAGGAAAUUUUAAUUGGAUGGUGCAUGAACAAGAAAUCUCUCAGACUGAGGUUGGUUUUGAUAGUAUUAGAUUGUGUGUACCCAAUGUAAGAUGUCCUGAUGGACAUUGACACUCUAAGCUCCAAUAUCCACAUACAAAUUCUUCACACUGAUCUCCAUAUAUCUCCUCGAAGGAUAAGUUGCGAGAAUUUGACAAAAUAUUAAAUCAGUUUCCUUUCAUUUAUCAUUUUUUAUUUUAUUCUCCUAACCUUUGCUCUUAAUUGUGUAUCCUUGACGUUGUAAGGAGAAAUUGGUUUUGGUCACUUUUGGGACUUAAAGUGUAAAAUGAGGGUGUUUGUGGGGUUAACUGUCUAGCAGUUUAAGACGGAAUCCACUAGGAAAUUGAGUAAGUUUAAUAUUCAGUGGACAAAAACCUUGUACCAGAAUAAUUUAAAGCAUAUUGCAUUCUUUUUUGCAUUUUCAAGGCCUUAAGACGGUAUUAGUCAUCUGUAAUAACACCAAAGAAAAUUUUUCGUGCAAGUCCUAGAAAAUGAAUGUCAAAUUUCACAAGAAUUGUGAAAACACAGGUAAAAUUCUGAAAAUUUCAUGUGUAAGAUGUAAUUUUGUUAAAUUUGACAUUCAUUUUCUCGGGCUCCUUUGAGAAAUUUUCUUUGGUGUUAUUACAGAUGACUAAUUACAUAUGUAGCCCUAAAAAAAUGUAAAAAAAAAAUGCAAUAUUCUUUAAAUUAUUCUGGUACAAGGUUUUUGUCCACUGAAAAUUAAAAUUACUCAAUUUCCUGGUGGAUUCCGUCUUAAGAUGUUUUGCUAUCAUAACCUUAUAAAUAACAUGUGACCGGAUUAUCUUUUAAAGAAUCCAGUGCAAAUCCCAGAAAGGAACAUAAACAACAUUAUUAACUUCUGUUCCAUUAUGUCCUUUCAGUUAGUGCAUAUACCAAGUGUAGCAGUAAAUUCAUUUCAACAUGGUAAGGUUCUGUAAUGUUUUAUGUUUUAAACAAUACUCCAUUACAAUGCUGCAGAAAGAAGAUCAAACAAAUAAAAAAUAUAUUGCUUGUUUUCAAGCAAAGAAAAUGUUAGAUGAUUGCUGAGUAAAUUAUAUGAUUUAAUUGAAUGAUGAGGGUUUUUAACUAGAGAUUGAUUCCCUGACAAUUCGCCUUUUAAGCGUCAGGUUUCGCGUGUGGUUUCACGUGACUUUUGAUGACCUAUGUUGUAAACAAAUCCCAGAAGUUUGGACAUCUCUCCUUACCCACAUACUACACAUGUACGAACUACAAGUCGCUAUUUCAAGUUCCUGUUAAUUUAUACAUUUUCCUUCCCUUUUGCUCUGUCACCCUUUAAGCCACAAUAUCAACAUACCAAUUCUCCACACUCUAUGCAUUUCCCUCAGUUUUAUUUUAAGAGAAUUUGAUAAAAGAUCAAAGUAUUGUCUUAUUGGUGAUCAUUUUAAUACUUCUCAUGAUUUUUUCUCUUGACUUUAAAUCAAUAUUGUAAGGAGAAAAUCGGUGUUAGUCACUCUUGGCACGUAAAGGGUUAAAACUUGGAUAAUUCAAGGUUCAAAAUGUGAAAGCAGAAGAAUAUGAGCGAUUUUAAUGUCACAAGCAUGGCACAACUGCAUGGCUGUUCAUGUGUCUUAAGCCAAAGUGCAGGCUUCUUCUAUGAACGUGCACUGGCUUAUUCAUGUAGAUACAAAUGGAGGCAGUGUAUUCCAGGCAAGAUAUAUUAAAUAAAAAAAUAAAAAAUAAAAAUAAUGAUUUAGAGGUAGCACAUCCACAAAGUAGUUCUUCAUCUGCCUGAUUCCUGGUCGAACUGGAAUUUGGAAAUGUUGGUUUUUGAGGAGAGAGGAAAACCAGAGUACCCGGAGAAAAACCUCUUGGAGCAAAGGAGAGAACCAACAACAAACUCAACCCACAUAUGGCGUCGAUGCCGGGAUUUGAACCUGGGCCAUGUUGGUUGGAGGCGAGCGCUCUUACCACUGCGCCAUCCCUUGCUCCCCAUCGAGGCUAUAAAAGGUGGUCGAGAUGAGAAUGUAACCACAUUACAGUAUCAUGAAUUAUAAGUUUGUAUGCAUCAUUGGUUUGAUCAUUUUGGAAAUUAAGAUCCAUGGCCAGGCAAAGCCAUUCCCUCAACUGCAGUGGAGAUUUCCAUGUACGUGAAACAGCAUGUUCUGGGGAAUGUUUUCUUACUGUUUUGCCAUACUCAAGCCAGUUAAGUCAUUCCUGGGCGUCUGCUUUGACUUUUUGAACCUUAUAUUAUUUGAGUUUAAACAUCAAAAAGGAAGGAGUGUAUAUAAAUAAAAUUAACCCAUUCGCUCCUGGAGAUUUUGCCGAAAAACGCGUUUUGAAGCUAGUCGAUUGGUUUUCUGGUCACUGUUGUGCUAUAAAGAGCUAAACCUUACCACAAACUGGUUUACAGGUCGUACACUUCACGGCCUUCUGAUCCAGAUGCAAUAUAUCAGCUUGUGAAGUUCGGGCAUGCGCAGAAAGCAAAACUUCUUGCCUCAUUUUUUUUUUUCUCUUGCUGGGUAUUUAGUAGGCUUCAUUUUGGUGGGAAUAGUUUUUAGGAAAGCUUUUAGGAUCUUAGGAUUAGGUGAAAGGAAAGGUAGGUGAGCAAUGGAACAAGAUUUUCAUGGAGAUUUUCAGGUUAAUGUUACAUGUUUUUUUGCCUCUUUCUCCGGUGUCCUUGACUGAAUUGUGCUCAUUCUGGUAUGGUUUGAAAGAUCUCUUCACUCUGCACAAGUUAGCGGACAAAGUUGUCCUUGACCGUUAAAACUGAUGAUGUCACAAAGGGUAGAAAGGACGUUGAUCCGCACUGGCGGUUACAGGCAGUUCAGGGGCGAAUGGGUUAAUGGGAACUUGAAAUAGCAAUUCACAGUUCAUACAUGUAUAGUACGUGAGUGAGGACAGAUGACAAAGGUCAUCAAAAGUCACAUGAAACUACAAAAGAUGUUUUCAGAGAAGACAUGUAUUUAUGUGUAUAAGUUUUAAAUGGACUUGUUGAGCAUGAUAUGAACUUCAUAAGACAGCAAGAACAACAUAAUUAUACUACCAGAACUACAUGUAAGCUAAAUUUCAUACUUCCAAGUGUCAAAAGGAAUUGGAGCAAACAACAGACUGCAUUUCAUGCCAUCCAGGAUUUAAACCUUCUUACUGUUAGCCAGGCAAUCCGACAAUCUGUGAAUGUAAAUAUUUUUAAGCAUAAUCUUUUUAAAUUUGCAAUUUAAAUGAAUUUGGAGUAAAUGUCUUGUACAUUUUAAUAGUUUUUACAUAUUAUUUGUAGCUUUUUAACAUCUUCAUUAAUUUUAGGAAAUCCUUUUUGAAAACCAUAUUUUAUAAUGAUGAAAAAGUUAUCUCAAUAAAGAUUAUUAUUAUUAUUAUUAUUAUUAUUAUUAUUAUUGGUUUGUUAAGAUGGGACAAUAUUCUUUUGCAGUCUAUGUCUGGUAUUCAAAUCAGUGAUGAAGUGGUUGAUUAUUACAGUACUGACUUCAAAAAACAAAAGAAAGUUGUGUACUUCCGCUGCGCACUUAAUCCUGGGGGAACCCAAAUUGUGCUGAAGGAUAGCGUGGAAGAUAGAGACGCCGUGGGAGUAUAUCAGGAGAAAACACCUGAAGAGUCAAAGAGAAGAUUUGAAGCAAUGAAGGACAAGUUGACCGUUGACGAUCCUUGUUUUAUCGUGUUUGACUUCUGGUUUAGGAAAGGUGAAAGAGUUGAGAACAAAAUGGGUGUGAUUUCUUGGUAAGUUAAUAUCACAGGAAUUUGUUCAUAUUUUCUUUUUUAUGAUAUGAAUCAAUGACUUUGUAAAUACUACAAAGCCAUGCCAGAAAGAAACCUCUGCUCGCAGGGUUUAUGUCUUGUUAGCCGUUUGCUUUCGCCCUGGAGGGAAACCUCUGUAAUGAGCUGUCUGUUGUUUUCCAUUGUGUAUGAUCUUUAGACACCUCCAAAUUCUUUUUUUUGUUAACUGAUUCGCUAUGCAAAAUGGAGCACACUUUCUCCUGCGACAGAAAUGAUGCAGUUCAGAAAGCUUUCAAAGCACUUAACUGUUCUAUAAUCAGAUCUUCUUCAGUCUGAGGCAUUGUAUCAUGUUGUAAAUACUUUGCUGUAAGAGCUCAUGAUAGUAAAGUGUUAAGUUGCAAGUAGAAUAUUUCUCAUAUAGUCUUUUGUCAUGAGAAUAUCAUCAAAACAGCAAGAAAAAGUUACAUUGGAUGAACAAUUAAAUCUCAGAAAUAUUUUUGACAGCAUUGUAUUUCUGUCAGGUAAUGAAGUAUACACCAUUAUCUCUGUGGUAACGAAUUAAUAAUCUGGCGCAUGCACAUGUACAACGAGAAGCACAGAUGGUUUGCUGCAGAGGUUUCUCUCGGGGGUGAACAAACCAACUAUGCGACUGACAAGCGAGGCGAACAACUUCAUAUAUUACAAUAUUUGUCAACUUCCAGGGGCGAUCAAGGUUCUGAUGUUCCUGUCAAUCAUCUCUCUGGUCUUGUGAGUCUUCACACGCAAUGUCACAAAAAAUAUAAAGUCUUGGGAAGUGUUAGGAAAAUCUUCAACCGAACCAGAAGAAAAUAAAUAGCUCUUCAGUUUUUGGCAAGAUAUUUAUUUUACAGGGACUAGCAAAUAAUGCGAUAGUAUCGAACCGUGAAAAUACAUAAUCCAGUGCAAUUUGAUUUGCUUUUUUUUUUCGUUCAAAGUAUAUUAUUUUCCAAUAUUGCUUUUAAAGGCCUUUUUUAUAUUGUUUCGCAAGUACUGAAAACAAAUAUACUUUUGAUUCUGAUCCAUCAGAACUAGGUGCCUGUUUGAUUAACAAAGCGUGUUGAUGUCUAGUCAAUAUUCCAAAUUACAUUUUGCAGUCUACCGUCAUCACGCAACCCUCUUCCUGAGGGAGCAUGGGGAGGUGCGCAGCACAUUAUAAAAAGACAUUGGAGUGACGAUGUGCCCUGUGUUGACCUUUUGCUAUCUUUUCUAUUGUCACGCAAAAAAAAAGGCGUUGAACAAUGUUGGAAAAUCAUUCUUCAUUAUUUGACAACGUUGCACGCAUUCAUGAGAAACGUUGCCAAUGCAUUACUAAUCAUUGAGACAUGUGCAAUGCAUUUUAAAGCAUUCAAAUGUGUUUAAUGAUGCAUAAUAAAUAUAUGGGGCUGUACGAAUAUUCACAUAAGGAUAUGGCAUAUGUAGCACCAUUCUACCAUUUUCAUUUUACUCUUCAGCAGUAGUCACAUGCGCUUCUCAAACACCUAUUUUUUGGCAUAAGGGAAGGAAUUGAUUAGCACGUUUCACUGAUUUUUCAGGAAUGACUUUUAUUUAUCAGGAACAGAAUGCAUCCUUGCAGUCAAAAUUCCACUUUCAGAUAAAAAAUAUUGACAUUUUCCAACAAAGAAGACCCAUUCAAAGCAGCAAAUGUUUACACAUUGUAAACCAAAGUUCAAAUUUCCCACCCACGAUUUAUGAAAGAAUUAAUGACAAUAAUUAUAAUAAUAAAAAACUUUAUUUCACUUUCUUGCAGUUAAAAAAUACUGAACAUUUGAACAGCUGAUAUUUAUACAAUCUAAAAAAUACAACAUAACUAUGCUAUGAGUGUACAAUUGUACUUGUUAGUUUAAGAAUAUCUAAAUGUAAAAAAUUUUGUCGGCUCUCUUAGUUCUUCCUAAUUUGUUUAUUGUUCUUUCACUACCAGAUCUUAAAUUAUAAGAGACAGUUCUUGUUUCAGAUUUGGGAAUGAGGAAUGAUAUUAGGUUAUUGUGAUUGCUAGCGAUAUCAAAGACAAAUCGACGACACAAGGAAACCCUUCUAUUUGCUAGAGAUGAGAUGUGUGCGUCAGUUAGCGGCUGUCAGCUUCAAUUUGUUGUUCUAGUGAGCAAGAGAAUUUUUCCUCAUUUUCAGGAGUAUUUCUCAUUCAGAAACAGAAUUAUUCUCUGGAGCUUUAUAUAGCAGCAGAACAUUUUUUUCACGUCGCACAAUACUUGCAAUGAACGUUUUGUUUAGCAAACACAAAUUAGGUCACAUGCUUCAAGCCACCAAACAGUCACCUACUUUGUACUUGAACAUUUAUCUAGGGCCCUUCAAACUCUGAAUGAUUAAUGGUGAAACCUGUCAUGUUUGAACCCAAUUAGAACAUCCGGACUGAUGAUGGACUCCUUGUGAGGGUAGCUAAUAAAUGCAUUAUGCCCAUCAGGCAAUGCUUCAUGGGGGCCCAAGUAGUUAAUGGUAGUAAACAGCUUAAUUCGGAUUUUCAAAGGGUAAAGUAGUCAUUUUUGUCCUUUAUCUAGGAUUCAAAUUGCCUUGUAAGGAAUUGAGACAGCUUAGAGUAUGCACAAAUGAAUCUGUCGAGGAUAUCCUUUGGAUCCCCCCUCCCCCCCCCUCCCAUCCUUCUUCUUACCCCAAAUACUCUUUCUCCACCCCACAUACAAACUUUAUAUCUGAGGUGAACUCCCUCCCUUCUGCUGUUAAAAUCUUUGCUUGGCCCCUUUGAGACUAAUUAGAUUUGUUUAUUGAGUCCAGUUAUGUGUCUUCAAGGAUCUCCAGGUCUGUCCGAACAAACAAUAUUUUUUUAAAUUUAAUUUGGUAUACCGUAAACUGCCGCUUAUAAGCCUCGGGCUUAUACAAGUUCAUAAGGGUUUUGGGUGGGCUUAUAAACCGGGGGGGGCUUAUAUCCGGAUGGGCUUAUAAUCGGAUGUAUUUUUUUGUUUGCAUGUAGGUGGGCCUAUAACCGGGGGGCGGGGGGGGGGGCUUAUAAGCGGAUGGGCUUAUAAGCGGCAGUUUACGGUAUGCUAGUAAUUAUUACUAUGAGGUUGAUGGCCCCUGUCUUUAAAAUUUUCUUCCUUUUUUCCCAUUAUUUUUUAUCGUAGGAUAAGUGACGAAUGUCCUGUUAAGAAGAGAAUGGUGUAUGGUUCUGUAAAAGAUGCCUUGACAAGGAAGUUAGAUGGGACAAAGUCCAUUCAGGCCAAUGAUAAGGGAGAUUUAGAAUUUGAUUCAGUUGUUUCGGUCUUUAAAUAA